GCAAGAUUUGACGCACAAGGAUCGUAUAUGGAAUAGUCUCAACGAGAACGAGUGCCAGGUUACGCCAGCCUUUAUGAAUAUAUCUUUACGAAUAUGGCCCUAAUCCUAUUUGUAUCUUGACGAACUAAAAGGCUGUUUUUUAGCGUGCAUUAACUGUUUUCCCCUUCUAUCCUCCUUUUUGCAGGGAAAUUAAAUAAAAAAAGUUUGUUUUUUCUUAAUAAUAGCACCAUUUUUUUCCAAGCUAAAAAAGAAACGGAUUGGAAUAGAGACUAGAUGUGGUGCACAGACCUUUUUGAAAAAGGGUCCUUUAAAAAGCAAUGACGACAAAGGAAAAAGAGGUGCUCCCCGUAAGAAUGUGUUGUUGUUUUUUCAAUUUUCCCCAAAAACAGACAGAUAAGGGAUCUGCGUUUCUCUGUCUUCCGCUCCUUCGCUCUCUCUCUCUCUCUCUCUCAUUCACUUUCAAUUGCACGGGGGGAUUUUCCUCUUUUUCGGUCGGUGUAUGUAUGACUGGGCGAUCCUGGGUCACUGACUCCGAUCCCAAAAGUUUUUUCUCGAGUUUCUGUACAUACACGCGCACUAUUGUUUUGUUUGAUCAUAAUAAAAAGCCCCAUAUCCGAAGGUGGAGAAGGAAUAUUUUCGAUGUGUCGUACGUCGUACAAUAUCAACAAGACACAAAUUUGGCCAAUUACACCUGUACUACCUUACGGCCGACGACGGUGAUCGUUUUCUUUUUAUAUACAUAUUCUUGUGUUCAUGCUUGCAUUUCUGGGAGAAGGAACAAUUUGAAAUUUGAUUACGAUAUUUGUUGCUUUAUUAUAACAUGAGAUAACAAAAGGAGUAAAGGGACGAAUAAAUUGUUAUUGUGACAUUUUGCAUAUUACAUUAAGAAUAGACGAAGGGAGAGGUUUAUAUAGAGUGUAUGCUGGGAUUGUGCGAGAGAGGAAGAGAGAUAGUGUGUGUGUCAAGUGUUGC
This is a messenger RNA of Zychaea mexicana, 972 nucleotides long. RefSeq lists its product as uncharacterized. The record is from RefSeq and is a predicted model, not a curated record. The transcript has a single exon. The coding region runs from base 318 to 824 and encodes 168 amino acids. Lineage: Eukaryota; Fungi; Mucoromycota; Mucoromycetes; Mucorales; Lichtheimiaceae.